Messenger RNA from Glycine soja, 2565 nucleotides. RefSeq lists its product as uncharacterized. Lineage: Eukaryota; Viridiplantae; Streptophyta; Magnoliopsida; Fabales; Fabaceae. The transcript has 2 exons. Bases 422 to 2446 code for a protein of 674 amino acids. Gene Ontology annotation, molecular function: protein binding. The record is from RefSeq and is a predicted model, not a curated record.
UUUUCCUCUUGUCAUCUAACACAUUGCCACAACAGUUUAUAGUUGGUGCUAUCUCUUUUUUCUUCCCUUGAGCGUUUUUGCUUUUACCACCCCAACUUCAACUUCAGCCAGAACACUGUUUAAGUUCAUGCCAUGUUGGCCAACUACGGAUUCCAACUUUUGUUUCCUUGUACUUCACUGUUUACAAGGUUAAUUAAUCUCAGUUCCUAGAAUUUCUCAUUUUCAUUUUCAUUUUUCAACAACUUCUAGUCCAAGAGAAUAAGCAUAUAUUCUGUUAGUGGUGUGUGCUUUCACUUUUUGCUUUUAUGAGGGGUCUUAAAGGCAUCUUUACAGUGCUGCUUGCAACUACUAGAAUUGAACAAAGUGGUAGUGAGUCUCCUUUGUUGUAAAAGGGUCAUCUCUAAUUUGGACUACUACUACUAUGCCUCCUUCAAACUUCCCUCUUCGUUGGGAGAGCACAGGAGACCGAUGGUGGUAUGCAUCUCCAAUUGAUUAUGCUGCUGCAAAUGGCCUCUAUGAUCUGGUCACUGAGCUUCUCCACCUUGACACCAACCUCCUCAUUAAGCUCACUUCCCUUCGCCGAAUUCGCCGCCUUGAAGCCGUGUGGGACGAUGAGUCCAAGUUUGAGGAUGUUGCCAAGUGCCGGUCCAAGGUUGCAAGGAAUCUUAUGAUUGAGUGUGAGACAGGAAGAGGGCACAACUCUCUUAUCCUUGCAGGCUAUGGUGGAUGGCUUCUCUACACUGCUGCUUCGGCUGGGGAUGUAGACUUUGUUCUUGAGUUGUUGGGGAGAGACCCUCUUUUGGUGUUUGGUGAGGGAGAGUAUGGUGUCACUGACAUGUUUUAUGCUGCAGCCAGGGGCAAGAACUGUGAGGUCUUUAAGCUCCUGCUUCAUUCUGCUCUUUCAAGAAAGGAGUGCCUUGGUGGCAGUGAAGCAGAAUUGGAAGAGAAGUUGGAUGAAGGUUCUAAGGUUUUCAAGAGGGAUGUGAUGAAUAGGGCCAUUCAUGCUGCUGCCAGAGGAGGGAAUUGGGAAAUACUGAAGCAGAUUCUAGGAAGUGUUUCUGUUUCUCAGGUUUUGUCUUAUAGAGAUGCCCUAGGAUGUACUGUCUUGCAUGCAGCAGCUGCAAGAGGCCAGGUUGAGGUGGUGAGAAAUCUAAUUGAAUCCUAUGAUAUCAUCAACUCAGCUAAUGCUCAAGGCAAUACAGCAUUACAUGUGGCCUCUUACAAAGGUUACUUACCCGUGGUAGAGAUUCUGGUUGGAGCAUCUCCCUUGUUAGCAACGUUAACCAAUCACUAUGGAGAUACUUUUCUUCACAUGGUAGUGGCUGGUUUCAGAAGCCCUGGUUUCUGUAGACUGGACAAGCACACUGAGCUCAUGAAGCAACUGACAAGUGAAAAGAUUGUGAACAUGAAGGACAUCAUCAAUGUCAGGAACAAUGAUGGAAGAACAGCUCUUCAUGUUGCUGUGAUUCAUAAUAUCCAAUGUGAUGUAGUGGAAUUACUGAUGUCUUUUCCAUCAAUUGAUUUGAAUAUUCGCGAUGCUGAUGGGAUGACCCCCUUGGAUCAUCUUAGACUAAAAUCACGAUCAGCAUCUUCUGAAAUCUUAAUCAAGCAGUUAAUUUCAGCUGGAGGGAUCUCUAAUUAUCAGGACUAUGUGACGAGAAAUGCCCUUGUGAAGCAUCUUAGGACUCAUGGUAUUGGAGGCAGUCCCGGAACAUCAUUUAGAAUACCAGAUUCUGAGAUAUUGUUAUACACAGGCAUUGAGAAUUCAUGUGAUUCCAAUUAUGAUCAGGCAAGUGUAGAAUCAAAUUCAUGGUCAAGUGAAAUAAACAACUAUGACACAGCCAAUUCCCCAUGUAACAGCAAGUCUAGUUCUGUCAAUUAUGGUGCAAGGCACUUAAAGUUUCUGCUCCAAAGUUCUAGAAGAAGAGACACAAAAGAAGCAGCCUCAGAUUUAGAAGAUGAUGUUUCUGUGAAUUCCUUCGGUUCAAGGAACAACUUGGAAGACUUUCCAAUCCCAUUGAGGCAAAGAUACUCAAAAAUGUGUUCUCUUCCAAACAACAAAAGAACACUAUCUAUAAGGACUUAUCUUCCUAGUCCUUCAGCCAAAAAACAUUUUCAUGCAGGUCUAGUACAAGGUGUGAUUAAGGUAAAGCCACAAAUGCCUCUACCUGUUCAUUCAACAUCUAAUCUUUUUCAAGAACUAUCUAUCUCUUCUCAUUCUUCGAAUAAUAAGCAAAAACGUGUUGAUAUAAUGGGACCCUCUUGCUCCAAUCGACCAAUGGAUGGUGAUGGCACACUACAAUUGAGCUAUAAGCAGGGCUCUUUCAAUAAGAAACUGAUGAAUCGAUAUUUUUCUUUUGGAGCACAUGGCCAGGCUUUGGAGGAUGCAAAUAGCUGCACGAUGUCAAAUGGCAGUUCCAAGCAUUUUAGUUCUUUAGUUGCAUAAAUGUUAAAUAGGAGCUUUGAAAAAGUUUGUGCUGAUCACGUUUAAAAAGUUCAUGUGGAAUAUGCAACAAUAAUAAUUAAUAUUAAUGAUACUGAUAAUAUAUGUUCUGUGUUCAACUA